Messenger RNA from Macadamia integrifolia, 882 nucleotides. RefSeq names its product CDGSH iron-sulfur domain-containing protein NEET. Gene Ontology annotation, cellular component: intracellular membrane-bounded organelle; mitochondrial outer membrane. The record is from RefSeq and is a predicted model, not a curated record. Gene Ontology annotation, molecular function: 2 iron, 2 sulfur cluster binding. Lineage: Eukaryota; Viridiplantae; Streptophyta; Magnoliopsida; Proteales; Proteaceae. Gene Ontology annotation, biological process: regulation of autophagy. The transcript has 2 exons. The coding region runs from base 202 to 561 and encodes 119 amino acids.
UAUAACACAGGGGGUGUUCCCGAGGCAUGGACGCCACACUCCUCUUCACCUACUCCGAAAAAGCCUAAAUCCCCAAUUCCCCUUCUCCCUUGUUCUAUCUCAGUUUUGGCCUUACAAGAUCGACGGAGUUAGUUCAUCGCUUAACUUGGUAGGAUCGAGUGACAGACUAUUUCGAUUCCAGAAAAAAGGUUUGGGCAAACAAUGGCGUCGAUGAUGAAUAUGGUGGGGGCUAGUUUCUCCUAUGUUUCAUCCUCCAUGAAGAAGCCUCACCAUCGCAGUGGAGCAAUUGGAUUUGAAACACACUCUCCUUCUUCGAUGAGGCAGAAUCAGAAACAGAGGCGUUCCGUUGUGGUCAAAGCCGAAACCAUAAACCCGGAGAUCAGGAAAACCGAAGCGAAAGUGGUCGAUUCUGUGGUCAUCGAAGAGCUCGCAAAACCCCUAACCGCCUACUGCAGGUGCUGGAGAUCGGGCACUUUUCCCCUCUGCGACGGAAGCCAUGUGAAGCACAACAAAGCUACUGGGGACAACGUCGGCCCUCUGCUCCUCAAGAAGCAGAAGUAGCCACUGUUGUGGUAAACACUAAGCUAUGCUUCCUCACCUUCUUCUCCAGAUAAUUGGAUUUUAUUCACCUCUGAAUUGAAAUGUAUCAGUCUCUAUAUGUAUAUCAAAAUUUUCUAUCUAAGGUUACGGACAGGGUUGAAUGGGUGGUCUCAUCAUCUGUGUGCUACUGCCUCUGGGCUAAACCCAAUGGUUUGAGAACUACAAAUUCACUUCUGCUUUAAAAACUAAUCUCUAGAGUCCAGAUUCACCCUUUUAUUUCAAGACUUUUUGUAUUGAACAAAAAAAAUAAUAAUCCCAAAAAUUAUGCUCUUAAAGUCUUAA